AUGACAGAUGAUGAAAUACAUGAAAGAUAUAAUUUCCUAUCGAAAUUAUUAGAUUUACCACCUGGUUAUAAACUAAUUAAAAAUUUAAGUGGUGGUCAACAGAGGAGAGUGUCUUUGGCUGUUGUUUUGGUACACGAUCCUGAACUUCUUAUACUUGAUGAACCAACCGUUGGAUUGGAUCCUGUAUUGAGACAAAAAAUUUGGGAUUAUUUAGUACAAAUAGCAAGUGAGAGAAAGAAAACAAUUAUUAUAACAACUCAUUAUAUAGAAGAAGCAAAUGAAGCACAUUGUAUAGGACUAAUGAGAAAUGGUAAAAUUUUAGCAGAAGGUAAACCUCAAACAUUAUUAGAAACAUAUAAUUGUACAUCAAUAGAAAAUGUUUUUGUUCAUCUAAGUCGGAAACAAGUUGAAAAAUCAUUGUUUAAUGAAAUUAAAGAAAGGAAUUAUGAAAUGGAAAGGCAACAGAGAAGAGAAAUCGAAUUUCAACCGUAUAAAAAACCACUGUCGGAAAAAUUAAAAUUUACAAAUAAAGGACACGCAAAAGCCAUGUUGACAAAGAAUUUUUUCAGGUUUAAAAGACAUCCCGGAACGUUGAUAUUUGCUUUUGGAUUUCCGAUUCUUCAAGUCUGUUUGUUUUUUUCCGUUGUCGGAACUUUUCCGGACGACACAAAAGUUGGAAUCGUUAACGAAGAAAUGGGUAAUUUUACAAAUUGCGAAGAUUACAAACUACAUAAUAAAAUAGGCGGGAUUUUAAGGGAAGACAAUUACACAUGUGAAUAUACGGGAUUGGCGUGCAAAUUUGUGGAUUACUUGGGAGAAAAAUUACAAAAUAAAGUUUAUUUAUAUUCGAAAGAAGAAGGUAUGCACGAAGUGAAAAAAGGUACCAUACGUCAAAUGCUUUACUUUCCUUAUAAUUUUUCCAAAGUGGUUACCUUAAUCAGAGAUAGAUCCACGGAUUUAACGGAUGACGAAAUUGAAAUGCAAAGAGUUAAAGUUUACAGAGAUUCAGUUGAUGUUACAAUAAAUGCUUUGGUUCAAGAGGAAAUCUAUGAUACGUACAAAAGAUAUUCACAAAGUUUAGCAACUGAUUGUAAUGUGAAUCCUCACGUGGAAAGAAUACCGAUAGUGUUCAAUGAACCUGUAUACGGUAGCAAAGAAUUAACUUACAGAGAUUUCAUGGCACCUGGAGUGAUAGUAGUGUUAACGUCGUUCUUAGCCGUUGGAGUGUCAACAUUAACAAUAAUUACGGAAAGACUGGAAGGAGUUUGGGAUAGAACUUUGGUAACAGGAGUAUCGAAAACAGAAAUUUUAAUUUUUCACACAAUCACCCUUUGCUGUGUAUCCCUCGUGCAAAUCACAGAAUUAUUUAUAUUUUCAUUUUUCAUAUUUAAAUUGGAUUGUAAAGGGGAUAAAUUUUAUGCAUUUUUAUUGACGUACCUGCAAUCGAUUAUAGGAAUUUGUUUUGGGAUUUUAAUAUCCGUCGUAACGAGAACCGUAACGGAAGCAAAUUACGCAUCGUUGGGACUCUUUUAUCCAUUUAUUAUAAUGUCUGGAUGUAUUUGGCCGUUGGAGGGAAUGCCUAAUUUUCUACGUUAUUUUAGUUAUUUCGUACCUACGACGUUACCCGUUGAAUCCAUGAGUCAUAUUAUACACAAAGGUUGGGGUAUAGCUAGAUUUCAGGUUUUUAAAGGUUUUCUCGCAUCAUUCGGUUUCAUACUUUUUUUCACUUUGACUAGCAUAUUCAUUCUUAAAAGAGAAAAAAAAUAA
Molecule: messenger RNA, 1767 nt
Organism: Pediculus humanus corporis (human body louse)
Lineage: Eukaryota; Metazoa; Arthropoda; Insecta; Psocodea; Pediculidae
Product: ABC transporter, putative
Exons: 9
Coding region: 1-1767 (588 amino acids)
Cellular component (GO): membrane
Molecular function (GO): ATP hydrolysis activity; ABC-type transporter activity; ATP binding
Source: RefSeq, a predicted model, not a curated record